AUGGUUGACACUCACGUCUUUCUAUCCACUUUUCAUCUCAUCCUCAUUUUUUUCCUUUCUCUGCUUGGAAAUGCAUCCUACCUACAGCUUAUUAAACCCGCUUCAUGCACCAAAAGCCCAAUUUUCAAAUGCUCAGAGGUGGAGAGGGAAGCACUUCUUAGCUUCAAAGACAAUCUUAAAGAUCCGUCAGGGCGUCUCUCUUCUUGGGUUGGUGAUGAUUGCUGCAACUGGACAGGCGUUGGCUGUGACAACAUCACAGGACAAGCAAAUGUCGUCAAGCUUGACCUCAAAAGCCCAUUUGAUGAAGAAAAUAAUCUGUGCUUGGAGGGUAAGAUAAGUCCUUCAUUACUCAAUUUAAAGCAUUUGAGUUACUUGGACCUAAGUCUGAAUAAUUUUAGUGGAAACACUAUUCCAAACUUUUUGGGUUCAAUUGAAAGUUUGAGGUAUCUCAAUCUCUCUUUCUCAAUGUUUGCCGGAGUUAUUCCUCCCCACCUUGGGAAUCUAUCAAGGCUAGAAUAUCUAGACCUCCAAACAUAUUCAUUCGUCACUCAGCAAGUCAUUCCCUAUCCAGGAUUAAAUUUGUUGGAAGCCAAAAGCCUAGAGUGGUUUGCUGGUUUUCCUUCUCUUAGGUACCUUAAUUUGGGAUUUAUAAAUCUUACUAAAGUACCGGAUUGGCUUGAUGCGGUAAAUAUGCUCCCUUUCUUGGUUGAGUUACACCUAGCUGGUUGUGGACUUGUUAGUCUUCCUCACUCUAUUUCUUCCGUCAACUUUACAGUGCUUUCAGUCAUUGAUCUCUCUUACAACAAUUUUAACUCCUCCAUACCUCACUGGUUGUCAAAUGUGAGUGGGCUUUCAACAAUCAAUCUUGCGUCCAAUUAUUAUAUAGGUGGUGAUAUUCCGAUUGGUUUGGGACAUCUAACCAACUUGCGCAUCUUGGAUUUGGGUGGCAACAAUUUAAUUGGAAUGAUACCAAGCUCAUUUUCCAACCUUUGCAACUUGCAAACUUUAGAUCUGCAAACCAACAAUAUAAUUGGAAUGAUACCAAGCUCAUUUUCCAACCUUUGCAACUUGCAAACUUUAAAUUUGCAAUACAACAAUAUAAGUGGGGAGAUAACUGAGCUUGUGGAUGGCUUGUCUCAAUGUUCCAAUAGUAGCCUUGAGUAUCUAGAUUUGAGCUAUAAUUAUUUUCUUGGGGGAAACUUGCCCUCUUCAUUGGGAGGACUCAAUAAGUUGCAGGCACUUGACCUCUCGGGGAAUCAAAUGAUCGGAACCAUUCCAAAAAGCAUCGGAAAACUAUCAAUGCUUGUGUCGUUGAACCUUGAUUGGAAAUCUUUGAAAGGUGUCUUAACUGAAGCUCAUUUUCAAAAUCUCACCAGACUAAAAUCACUUCAGUUGUCUACGGAACUUUCUGCAAAUCAGACAUUGGUUUUAGAUGUUAAAAAGGAUUGGGUUCCACCUUUUAAGCUGGCAGAUAUUUUUUUAAGAAAUGUGUGGAUCGGCCCAAACUUUCCAGCGUGGCUAAAGACACAAAAUGAACUCAAAGAUCUUCAGAUCAACAAUGCUGGCAUUUCUGACACCAUUCCGCAUGGCCUCUGGAAGUGCUUCCCAAAUGUCACCUUUUGGAGUCUAUCCGGUAACGAACUACGGGGGCAGGUACCAUACUUUCAAUUUCACCCUCGAGCAUAUCAUUUUGAUUUGAGUUCCAACAAGUUAGAAGGCCCACUCCCACUCUUUCCUGGUAAUUUUAGUGCAUUAAGUCUCGAUAAUAAUAUGUUUUCCGGACCUAUUCCUGAAAACAUAGGGGAGCUGCUGCCCAACUUAAAAUCGUUGGACCUGUCUUCAAAUUCCAUUAUUGGUAAAAUUCCCCAUUCUAUUGGAAUGCUAAAGGAAUUGGAUUUUCUUUGGUUGCAAAACAAUUCCCUAUCUGGGAAAUUACCUCCUUAUUGGAAGGACUUGGAUCAGUUAUUGGUCUUAGACUUAGCAAAGAACAAUAUAUCCGGCAAUGUUCCAAGUUCCAUGCGACAUCUGCGUUCACUAGAGGUAUUGUCAUUGAGCCAAAAUAAUCUCGAAGGAGAGCUUCCCUCUUUCUUUAGAAAUUAUAGAUUCUUGCAAAGCCUUGAUCUUCGAGGGAACAAAUUCUCUGGAAAACUUCCAGCAUGGAUAGGAAAAAGUCAACCAUAUUUCUUGAUGUUAAACCUAAGGUCCAACUUGUUUCACGGGGACAUACCUCAACAGUUGUGCAAUCUUUCACAACUUCGAAUCCUAGACCUUGCACACAAUUAUUUUUCAGGAGCAAUCCCUCAAUGUUUAGGAAACUUGUGUAGAGAUGAUAUUUAUCAAUAUGACUAUGAUACACAAAUCUCGUUGGUUGCCAAAGGAAGAGACUAUCUAUAUGAUAGAUCUGUUUAUGGUAUUAUCUAUUCUGUAGACCUUUCGCAUAACAAUCUAUCAGGAGAAAUACCUGAUAGUAUAACAAGCCUCUUGAGAUUGGUCUCCUUGAAUUUAUCAAUGAAUCAUCUAACUGGAAGAAUUCCUGAAAGAAUUGGGACUUUAGACCAAUUACAAUCACUUGAUCUCUCGAUGAAUGAGCUUUAUGGCCCUAUCCCUGAAAGCUUGUCUUCUUUGACAUUCUUGAGUCACUUGAAUUUGUCAUUCAACAACUUGUCUGGAAAAAUUCCAAAUGGGAAUCAACUUCAAACACUGUAUGAUGAUGACUCUUCCAUCUACGAAGGUAACUCUUUACUCUGUGGGCCUCCUCUUUCGACCAAAUGUUCAGAAGAUGAAACUAAACCUAGAGUAGCCAAGGAAAAUGGAAGGGGAAUUGAGUCAAUCUCGUUCUACAUUAGCAUGGUAGCGGGGUUUAUUGUCGGUUUUUGGGGAGUUUGUGGCACAUUGAUAAUCAGAACAUCAUGGAGACAUGCUUACUUUCGAAGCUUUGAUAAUUUGAAAGACAAGAUUGCUGUGUUCGUCAUGGUCAAAAUUGUUCGCUUGCUCAGGAAGGUCAAAUAGGAGUUGAGGGUAUGGGCAUUGAAGCUUUCCAGAAUAUAAAACAUUUCUGCAUUGUAAGUUUAAUUUUCAUGUUGCUGUAAUAAUAAAUGCUCCAAUAUUUACUUGUUAAAGUUAUAUAUAUGGAUGAUUUUAUAA
Messenger RNA from Alnus glutinosa, 3144 nucleotides. RefSeq names its product receptor-like protein EIX2. Gene Ontology annotation, molecular function: protein binding. The transcript has 2 exons. The coding region runs from base 1 to 3009 and encodes 1002 amino acids. NCBI's taxonomy places the organism in Eukaryota, Viridiplantae, Streptophyta, Magnoliopsida, Fagales, Betulaceae. The record is from RefSeq and is a predicted model, not a curated record.